AUGGCAGACAACGAAAAUAAUGAUGAUUAAGUGAAUUUGGAGGAAGAUCCAAUGGCAUUCUUACCAGCAGAUCAUGUAUUUUGACUAAUGUGAUAUAAUUAGCAUUUGCUGGCUCGUUUGCAAAUUGCAUUACAAAAAUAAUUGAAUGAUGAACAUUCAAGAGUAGAAUUAGAACUUGUUGAAGUGGAAGAUUAAUUAAAAAAGCUUGAUAGAGAAAAGGAAGAUAUUGGUAUAUGAAAUUAUUAAUAUAUUAGGUGUUAGAUUAUAUGGAGUUUAAUAAUAGUUAGCAGAGAAUUAAUAAAAUUUUGAAAAAGCACAUGAAAACUUUAAUUUUGUCUAAAAGUUGAGAAUAGAGAGUGAGCAAAAACUUAAAACAAUUAAUGACUUACACUUAUAAAAAAAGAAAGAAGUAGAUGAAUUAAGAAAAAAAUAUCUAAAAGCUCAAGAUGAAUUAUCGAAACUUACAAAAACUUUACAUACGAUUGAGAAUUAUAAUAAUUAAAUGCAAGCAGAAAUUCAAUAGACAAGAAGAAUUGUCUAUAGAGGAGAAGAAAAUGUGCAAGCAUUAGAGAAGGAUAAGAAAAAAUAAGAUUACUUAAUUGAUUAAAUGAAUGAAGAAAUUAAGAGAUUAACAGAAUAAAAGACAAUAUUGAUGGAUUAAUUGAUAUCUUAAAGUAAAGAGACAGAAAAUGCAAGACAAACUAUGAAGGAUGCUUAAGAUGAGAUGGAAAAGAUUAUUGCAUCUAAAAAGAACCUUAUGGAAAGAUGGUAAAAGAGUUUAGUAAGAAUGUAGAGAAUGGACAAUGCAUUAUAAGAAAUUAGAGAAGCUUAUAAGUAUAUUUAUAUAUAAAUAUUAUAAUAGAAAAGAAUCAGAAGUAAAUAUUUAAUUAGGAACUGAAUUAUAAGGAAUUAAUAAUGAAAUUAGAAAAGAAAAUACUAGAUCUGAAGAUUUGAUUGCUAUGAAAAGAAAAUUAGAAAAUUAAAAAUUGAAUUUAGAAAAUAGAAGAUAGGAGUUACUUGAAGAAUAAGCAAAACUUAAUGCUUAAGUGUUAUUAUUAAAUGAAUCACUUAAAUAAACAGAAAAUGAAACAAAAAAAACUGAUAAUGAAUAAAGAAAUGUAGAUGAAUAAAUGAAAUUAAUUGAAACUAAUAUUAUGAAAUUACAUACUGAAACUAAAAGUUUAUUAGAAGAUUUAUUAGAUUCAAAGAGUGAAAAUACUACUAUUGAAAAAACUGCAUUAAAUUUAUUAAAAUAGGCUCAAAUUAUAUAAUCUGAAAUUGAAGAAAAGGAAAUUGAAUUAGAAAAUCUUAAUAAUGAAAUUGCAAGAGUUAAAAUUGAUUAAUUGAAUACAGAAUAAUAAAUUGAAUAAUUAAAAAUAAAAAAGGCUGCUGUUAUUAAAGAAAGAGAUGAUAAGAAAAUUACAGUUGCUACUUAUGAAGUAUAAAUUAAAUAAGGUCAUGAAUUAAAUGAAAAAAAAUAACAUGAAGUUGGUAGAUUAAAUAAAGUACAUGAUGAAUUAACAAACAAUUCUUCAGAAGUUAGUAGAGGACCUUUAGAAGCAACAAAGUCUAAUCUAAAAAGAUAAUUUGAUGAAAUGAUUUAAUAAUGUGAAGCAAUGCAUAGAGAUUGGAUAAAGAAGCAAACUUAAUUGGUUGAAAAAACUAAAGAGUAUGAAACAUGUUCAACAGAGGUUGAUGAAUUAUCAAAUAAAUAAGUUAUUUUAGAAAAUAAAAAAAUGAGAUUAAAUUCAUAAUAUAAAUCUCAUGAAAGAGAAAUAAGAGAAAUCAAAAAUAGUCUUAAAAAUUUAUAGAAUGAUAUGAAUAAAUUAAAUGAUGAUUUAGCUAGAUAUUAAUUUAAAUAAGAAAAAUUAACAAAUGAAAAUAAUCAUAUUUAGAGUGAAUUCUUAGAGAAAUUAAAAGAAUUAGAAAAGGAAGCAGUAAGAUAUGAAGUCUAAAUUGAUAAAUUAAAGGAUAGCAAAGCAGAUUUAUUAAAUGAUAUAAUGGAAGCAGAAAAAUAAAUAUUAUUAUGGGAAAGAAAGAUUUAAUUGGAAAAAGAAAUGUAAGAAGCUUUAGAUCCAAAUGUAGGACAAAGUGAAUUAAAACUAUUAUAAAAAGAAAUACAUAAAAUGGAAUUAAGAUAAAAAGAAUAAAAGAAGAGUUAAGAAUAAAUUAUAAAAGAAAUGGAAAGAACUGUAUUUAAGAGAGAAACUAUCUAAUUAAAAUAUAUAAACAAAGAUAAAUCAUCAUCAUCAGGACCCAAAGAACUUAAACUUCCUCCUGUUGGAGCAAGUAAUAAUACAACUUAAGUUAAUAAAUAAAUCUAAACAUUAAAGAAUACAUUGAAUUAAACAUUAAUGAAUGGAUAAAAGAUUGAAUAAGGUAUUAGAGCAUAAGAAGAAUAACUAGAAAAUGUAAAUAUUUAUUAAUUAUAUAUAUUUAGCUUCAACAAUAAAUCUAAGAGGCUUCAUAAAAGUAAUAAUAAAUGGAAUAAGAGACAUAUGAAAACAAAUAAAAAUUAUAUUAUGCUAAAAAUGAAAAACUUUUGAAUGUAUUCAAAAUAAGUUAAUUAUAAUCUUAAGCUAAAAAAUAUGAGGAAUUAUUAAAUAAUCCAAAAUUACCUUUUCCUGAAUAAUAAAUUAGAUAGUAAAUUUCAUUUAAAUAAUUAUUAGAAAACUUGAAGAAUAAAAGAAUUUCACCAAUAAUAUUAAAAGUGCAUUAAACAAACUUGUUGAUGAAUAACCAUAAUUAUAAGAGAUCUUAACUCCAUUGUUAGAAUUAUGA
This is a messenger RNA of Paramecium pentaurelia, 2781 nucleotides long. NCBI's taxonomy places the organism in Eukaryota, Ciliophora, Oligohymenophorea, Peniculida, Parameciidae. The record is from the annotation of a GenBank genome assembly.